AUGGCUCACCUCUCCACCAUUCUGUUCAGUGUCCAGAUUGAGGCAUGUCGGCUUUACAGCAAAUUUGCAGCUAGACCAAACAGUUUGGAAGCUAUACCUGCCAUAAUAGAAAAGGCAGUUAGAAGCAGUAUCUAUGGCCGCCCAGGAGCUUGUUAUGUUGAUAUUCCUGGAGAUAUGGUGACAUCAAAAAUCCGAAGUGAAUUACUGAGCAAGAUAUAUUAUUUUACGGUUACAAUAAAAACAUUUGUUUGUGAAAACAUACAUAACUUUACAAAUGUAUUGCCUUCAUUUCUUAAAGGUGCAGCCUAUUCUCGUGCUGAAGAUAACAUCAAAAAGCUUAUAAACAUGUGUGGACUACCAUUUCUGCCAACUCCAAUGGGGAAAGGUGUGGUACCUGACAACCAUCGCAACUGUGUCUCUGCAGCCAGGUCUAGAGCUUUGCAGAAUGCAGAUGUGAUUUUGCUGCUGGGAGCCAGGUUAAACUGGAUUUUACAUUUCGGACAUCCACCAAGGUUUCGUGCUGAUGUGAAAAUCAUACAGGUUGACCUAUGUGCUGAAGAACUAGGAAAUAAUGUGAAGCCUGUUGCUGCCUUACUAGGUGAUGUGAAUGCUGUGGUCGAACAGUUAUUGGAGUGCUUCAGGAUUAACCCUUGGACUUAUCCAUCCAAAUCUGAAUGGUGGUUUCACUUGAAGGAAAAGAUGAAAGACAAUGAAGAAGCAUCCAAGGCUUUGGCUGCACAGAAAUCUCUGCCCAUGAACUACUACACUGUGUUCCACAACAUUCAAGCAGUGCUACCAAAAGAUUGUAUUAUUGUCAGUGAGGGUGCCAAUACCAUGGACAUUGGCCGAACAGUGCUGCAAAACUACCUGCCUCGGCACAGAUUGGAUGCUGGCACCUUUGGCACCAUGGGUGUAGGUCUAGGUUUUGCUCUAGCUGCAGCACUGAUUGCCAAGGAUGAAAGCCCGCAUCAGCGGGUGAUCUGUAUUGAAGGAGACAGUGCUUUUGGCUUUUCUAGCAUGGAGGUGGAGACCAUAUGCAGGUACGGUUUGCCAAUAGUGGUCAUUGUAGUAAACAAUAAUGGAAUUUACAGUGGAGUGGAUGAGGACACGUGGAAAGAGCUGACAAAAGUGGGGGAGACUGAAAUUGUGGCUCCACCCAUCUCUCUCACACCUAAUGCUCAUUAUGAGCAGGUCAUGAUUGCAUUUGGUGGAAAAGGCUACUUUGUACAAACACCAGAGGAGCUGCAAAAGGCACUUGCUGCAUGUUUGGCAGACCAGAAACUACCAUCACUUAUUAAUGUGAUGAUUGACCCAUCAUCUGAUAGAAAGAAACAAGAUUUUACUUGGCUGACUCGUUCCAAUAUGUGACUGGAAUAUUUUGGCAAAACCAAAGCAGAGUAAGCCAGGCCCAGUUAACUGGAAAACAUAUGUUAGUGACAUCAGUUUGCAAGGUGAAAUUUUGGCAAGAUUGGAUGCUUAUAUUCUUAAAAAUUUGUGAUUACUGUUGGUUCUGAAUUAGCUGAACUAGGGAUGGACCACAGGAGUAAAUUAACUUUAUAUUGCUGCGAAGAUUGUGAUUGUGAAUGUUUCUGAAGCAAUGAAGUUGACAGUAAUCUUUUGUCUUGCCAAAGAGGAAAGUAUUUUUAGAUAGUUGGACAGUAGACCAAAGUCAUUGAUCAGUAUAUGAAAUGGAAAAGAUGUUUUAUUUCUUGUGUAGAAUUGUAUAAAUAACUCUAAAAUACCAUGAUUACUGCCAUUAACUUCAACCAGGAAAUAAUCAUGUAUAAUAUUUAGGCUGAAUAUCUGUAACUAAUAAUGCAAUGCUUUUUUGUGUUUUUUUCCUCCUAAAAUCUAUUACAAAAUGAAAAAUAAAUUUCUGUUUUCAUGAUA
Messenger RNA from Rhincodon typus (whale shark), 1890 nucleotides. It is a transcript of the gene hacl1, whose product is annotated as 2-hydroxyacyl-CoA lyase 1. The transcript is spliced from 12 exons. Bases 1 to 1368 code for a protein of 455 amino acids. Gene Ontology annotation, cellular component: peroxisome. Gene Ontology annotation, molecular function: catalytic activity; thiamine pyrophosphate binding; magnesium ion binding. The record is from RefSeq and is a predicted model, not a curated record. NCBI's taxonomy places the organism in Eukaryota, Metazoa, Chordata, Chondrichthyes, Orectolobiformes, Rhincodontidae. Gene Ontology annotation, biological process: fatty acid alpha-oxidation.